AUGCGUAAGGAGAAGAAGAAAGAGGAGACUGAAACGGAGCGAAUGGUACGGCUGAACCGGCAGCGCAAUGACAUUGACUGGGCUGGACUGUACAACUCCGAUAAGCUGUCGUCCUUGAGGGUGGACGAGCUAUCCUUGCACUUUUCCCAUCACAAGAUCACCUUCAAAGGAAAGAAAGCUGAAAAGGUCGCAAUGAUCAACGCGCACAUUGGCAGCUUGCUGUACAAUUCAAUGGAGCGUCAACAACCUUGGCAGCCCCCCGCUAAGAAAUGUGAGGCAACAAGUGACCUCAUCACUUUCCGAGGUCGAAGCUGACUCGCAAAGUAAUGUAGUACAUCGAGUUGUCGGUUCAAGCCCGAGUAGCUUAAGUGAAGAAUCCUCACCGGAGACUGAUUUUAUACCAGAACCCCGCGCGGAAAUAUCAAGAUAUGGGCGAAAGCGGACACGGGUCGAGAGAGACAAUUAUGUUAGUUGGGAGAAGAUAGUUUUUUGA
This is a messenger RNA of Porites evermanni, 493 nucleotides long. The record is from the annotation of a GenBank genome assembly. Lineage: Eukaryota; Metazoa; Cnidaria; Anthozoa; Scleractinia; Poritidae.